AUGUUGGCAGUGUGCGUCUGCGGGAGCUGCCGUGCAGGCUGUGCUGUGAUCGAGGCUCCAGAGUAAGGGGGAGGGUUUGCCUUCCCGGACUGGGCCUACAAGCCCGAGUCGUCCCCUGGCUCGAGGCAGAUCCAGCUGUGGCACUUUAUCCUGGAGCUGCUGCAGAAGGAGGAGUACCAGGGCGUCAUCGCCUGGCAGGGGGACUACGGGGAAUUCGUCAUCAAGGACCCCGACGAGGUGGCCCGGCUCUGGGGCAUCCGCAAGUGCAAGCCCCACAUGAAUUACGACAAGCUGAGCCGGGCUCUGCGUUACUACUACAACAAGCGGAUUCUCCACAAGACCAAAGGGAAGAGGUUCACCUACAAGUUCAACUUCAGCAAAGUUGUGCUUGUCAAUUACCCCCUGCUGGACGUGGCGGCAGCUGCCACUGGCUCCCCGCUCUUGCUGACCCCCAGUCCUUUCGGGGGGAGCCCUGGGCCAGAUGCUCCUCCCCUCACCCCUGAGACCCUGCAAACCCUGUUCUCUGCCCCACGUCUGGGAGAGCCGGGGGCCCGGACACCCCUGUUCUCCCCUGAGAUGGACAAACUGCGCCUGGACAGCUCUUUUCCAUUCCUGGGCUCUGGUGCCACCAGCUACUCCAAGCCCCCUGGCCUGCUGGGUCCCUACGGCCGCGCCUUCCCCGAGUACCCCUGGAACUUUAACCCGUACCUCACAGGCCCCUUCCCCAAGCUGGCCCCGUCUCUGUACCCCCCGCACUUCUACCCCAACCCCCUGGCCAGCUCCCUGGGCCACCUGCCCUCUGCAGGGGCAGGGGGAGGCCCCACAGCCGCACCCCUGCUUGCUGCAACGGGGGAGGGCCUGGGCCCUGAGCGACCCUCAGGCCUGGCAGCGGCCCCCCGCCUGGCGCUGCCUGGGGCUGGGGGUUCCGAGGCCGUGCUGGGUGGGAAGGAAGACAGCGACUCAGAGCUGGAGAUCACCGACGUCAGCGGCUGCAGCUCUGACAGCGAGGGCGACGAGGGCCUCCCCGUGCCCCCCAAGGCCAAGGCGGGCAAAGGGGGGACCGGCAGCUGA
This is a messenger RNA of Propithecus coquereli (Coquerel's sifaka), 1071 nucleotides long. It is a transcript of the gene ERFL, whose product is annotated as ETS domain-containing transcription factor ERF. The record is from RefSeq and is a predicted model, not a curated record. Gene Ontology annotation, biological process: cell differentiation; regulation of transcription by RNA polymerase II. Gene Ontology annotation, molecular function: sequence-specific DNA binding; DNA-binding transcription factor activity, RNA polymerase II-specific. Lineage: Eukaryota; Metazoa; Chordata; Mammalia; Primates; Indriidae. The transcript is spliced from 7 exons. Gene Ontology annotation, cellular component: nucleus.